CCUUCUCCACUCCGCAGAAAAGAAAGGAGCUCGUGUGUGUCCCCACACGGGGGACUGUGGGCUGCCGGUUGCGGCGAUGGAGUGCGCGGCGAAGGGGCUGGCCGCGGAGCCGUGCGCCGGCGGCGUCGCCGACCGGCGGUGCGGCAGCUGCGGGGCCGUCGCCUACUGCUCCCGCGCCCACCAGAUUAUACAUUGGAGAGUUCACAAAGAAGAAUGUGAAAGGUUUGCAGAGCAAAUGAGGCGUGUCAAUCUGCUGAGCCAGUUUCCGUUCACAUUCUUGGAACCUCCUGCUCUGAACCAUGAAUUCCCAAGUGCAAGGUGCUUCUUUUUGCAAAUGUUCAAACUUCACCAGAAAGGGCUCUGGAAAUCAGAAUGUAUAUGUGGCUCAGAUGUUGCUUCUGCGAAGGACUUAAGCAUAGCAGCUGAAUGGAACUUGCAAAGCUCCCUCUGCCCAUGUACAGAACCUGAAAAUCCUGUGCCUGCGGUCCUGGCAAGCUGGGAAGACUAUUAUCAGUGGAGAUCCCUUCCCCUGCAUUCACCUGUUGCUGUUUUACUUCAUUGGCCACUUACUCUAUACCAUUGCCUUCAACUCUAUCGCCUCCAAACCUCAAAAUAUGAUGGCCAGGACACCCUGUGCAUUCACUAUUUAGGGCCUGAGAAGGAGCUCCUACAACUUGCAACAUUUGGGGAGCUACGUGCAUUAUUUCCAGGUGUGCAGAUUCACAUUGAACUUGUGGGGCCAGAAGUUCCAAAAUCUAGGGAUGGUGAGGUUGUAAACAUUUCCAGAUAUGCUCGUUGUUCUGAUGAGAGCUGCUGUUGUAAAUCUUCUAUUGGUUCUGAAGACUCGAGUUGCACUGCAGUGAGACUCAAACUGUGGAAAGGUUUCUAUCAUGAGAGAUGCAGUGAUAUAAUGAAGGACUCAAAUCCUCAUCUUAUUGUUGCCCCAAAUGCUGGUGUGGCUGCAUACCCUAGUUGGAUGCCAACUAUUGAAAUAAUAAGGCAGACUGGGAUUCCUGCAAUUUUUACGGACUUCUGUGAAGAAGCUGCAUAUUUAGCUUCCUGCUGCAUAAGCUCCAUAACUGGUCAACCCCUCAAAAUUCCAAUCCAGGUAAAUCCUUUCAGGCAACCAGUUGCAGCGGAUAACAGUGCACUAUACCUACCAUGUUAUUCAAAUUGCUUUAUUUUUGGGAUGUAAAAUUGCCACUGUCACAAGGAAAUAUUCAGAGAUUAAUUUGUUGAGAAAUGAAAUUGUAACUUUCUGAGGAAGACAACGGUGCCAUAAAAUAUAAUAAAUUUUACAUGGAUGGAAUUACCCCCUCAGUUGUGCCAGUAUAUAAGAAAUACAAAAACUGCUUGUAUUGGGGUUAGCAAGGACACUCGGUGACUAGAAGAUGGGAGGUUGCCUUUUUUGAGAGAUGAUGGAAUGGGGAUUUGAAUUUUGAUUUAUGUUGGAACAUGGGAUUCGAGAAGAUGGGAGUCAUGAAUGAUGAGGAACAUUGGAAGGACUAGGAAUCGCAUGUGUACCAGCCCAUACUAGGAGGAAAUCUACUCUGUUUGAACCUCUCUGAGAAUAUAUCAGAUGCUGCAAUUGUAUGAUAUUCAAAUCAAUUGAUUCUUGAAAUAUAGUUGCUGAACAAUUGGAAGGUGCCA
This is a messenger RNA of Panicum hallii, 1650 nucleotides long. RefSeq names its product zinc finger MYND domain-containing protein 15. Bases 77 to 1195 code for a protein of 372 amino acids. NCBI's taxonomy places the organism in Eukaryota, Viridiplantae, Streptophyta, Magnoliopsida, Poales, Poaceae. The record is from RefSeq and is a predicted model, not a curated record. The transcript is spliced from 11 exons.